UAGUGGGGGUUGCAAGUACAACCAAGAGCCCAAGUGGAAUAUAGAGUAGUUUUAUGCAAGAUGUGCACCUUUAUCUGUCAUAUCUAAAUCCCAAGUUUCCCAUCCGGGGCUCCUUUUAAGUUGUUUUCUGGGCGCCACUCCCCUAUCUGACGUCCCUCUGUGCUGUGGGGGCACGGAAGUUAGCAGACGGCGGUCACUGGGUGAGGGGGCCCCCACUAAGGAAGGCGGCAGAGUCACCCAAGACACCACACAAGGAGGGAGAGGGACUUCGAGUGACGGCGGGAGAGGAGGUCGUGGGGCUUGGGACAGCCAGUGGAUUUACUGCGUCAUUGUUUAACUGGCAAGGGAAGCAAAAUGAUGCUUUUUUCUGGCAGCUCCGGAGGGUCCAGCUUGAUUGAGAUGAGCCCAUCAGGCUCUGAUGGUGUGCCUGGCUACAACACAGAACCCUUCCAACGAGAACCAGGGAUUAACAAACAAGAGCAGAGCAAAGACUCAAUAUACUUUCGUGAUGGAGUACGCAGGAUUGAUUUCGUCUUGUCUUACACUGAAGAUGAAAAGAAAACGGACAAGAGGGAGGUUUUCCAGGCCAACCUCCUGAAACUUGGCUUGGAGCUGGAGGUGGAAGAUAAAUCUGAAGCACAGGAUGGAUUGACUUAUUUUGUGAAGAUCCACGCCCCAUGGGAAGUGUUGACCACCUACGCAGAUUUGUUGAAGAUCAAGGUCCCUUUCAAGGCCAUUGACAUCCCAACCAAAAAUGAGUGGAGAUGGCUGGUCAACCCUUUUCGUCUUCCGAAGCAUAUCAUGCAUCCUGACCCCGACUUCUACACUGCUUCCUUUGACAAGAGCAAGUCUGACUUCUACCUCGUUGAUGACAGAGACACGUUCUUUAAUCCUUCCACACGCAACAGGAUAGUGUACUACAUCCUCUCUCGAUGUUCUUAUGUGAUGGAUGAAAGUGAGAAAGACAAAAGGGGUAUCAAGAGGCUGCUUAACAACGGCACAUACACUGGUGCCUUCCCAUUACACGAUUGCAGAUACUGGACAAAAUCUCACGAUCCUGAUUGCGAAAGCCAAAGAUAUGCACUCUACACACACUGGGCCGGAUUCUUGUGUUUCUUCAAAGAGCAACCCCUCAACCUCAUCAGGAAGUACUAUGGUGAGAAGAUUGGCAUUUAUUUUGCCUGGCUGGGGUUCUACACUGAGAUGUUAUUCAUCGCUGCAUUUGUGGGAACAUUGUGUUUCUUGUACGGAUUUUCCACAAUUGAGAAGAAUGAGUGGAGAAAGGAAAUCUGCAAUGAGGGAAUCGGAGGUGAGAUGGUGAUGUGUCCGCUGUGUGAUGAAAAAUGUACUUACUGGAAGCUCAACGUUACCUGCACCUCCACAUGGCAAGCGCACCUGUUUGACAAUCCCGCAACUGUGUUUUUUGCCAUAUUCAUGGGGAUUUGGGUGACAUUGUUCUUGGAAUUUUGGAAGCGGCGUCAGUCCCGUCUAGAGUACGAGUGGGAUCUAGUGGACUUUGAGGAAGCGCAACAACAACAGCAGCUGCGUCCGGAGUAUGAGAACCACUGCACCUUGCGCCAGAUUAAUCUCGUCACUCAGGAAAUGGAGCCUUACUUACCCAUAACAAGUAAGCUUGCACGUACAAUUGUGUCUGGAGUCACUAUCCUGUUCUGGCUCGCUCUAGUUACUGGCUGCAUCAUUGGAGUGAUUGCGUACCGUCUGGCAGUAUACGCCGCCUUUGCCAGUAUCAUGAAAGAUACAAAUGUUGAUGGUACCAUCGUGACCCCACAGCUGGCGACAUCUGUCACUGCCUCCUGCAUCAACUUUAUAAUCAUCAUGGUCCUCAACAUGAUGUAUGAAAAAGUGGCUGUUUGGAUGACUGACCUUGAAAUCCCAAAGACCCACAUGGAGUAUGAGAACAAGCUGACGUUUAAGAUGUUCCUCUUCCAGUUUGUCAACUACUACUCCUCAUGCUUCUAUGUGGCUUUUUUUAAGGGCAAAUUUGUAGGCUAUCCUGGAGACUAUGUUUACAUGUUUGGUCAAGGGAGAAAACUCCGGAAUGAAGAGUGUGAGCCUGGUGGCUGUUUGAUGGAGUUAACUACCCAGCUGUUUGUAGUGAUGACUGGUAAACAAGUGUGGGGCAACAUCCAGGAGUCUCUGGUCCCGUGGUUAAAGAAUUGGUGGAGCAGCAGAAGAGCCAAAAAACACCCAGAGAGUUUGUACACACGCUGGGAGCAAGAUUUUGACCUGCAGGUCUUUGAACAACUGGGACUCUUUGAAGAGUAUCUUGAAAUGGUGAUCCAGUUUGGUUUCAUCACUCUGUUUGUGGCCUCCUUUCCUCUGGCCCCCCUGCUGGCACUUUUGAACAACAUCAUUGAGAUUAGAGUGGAUGCCUGGAAGCUCACCACUCAGUUCAGACGCCCCGUGGCAGCCAAGGUUCACAGUAUUGGCGCUUGGGACGAAAUCCUCUGUGGGAUUGCCAUCCUCUCUGUUGUUAGCAAUGCAUUCAUUAUGGCCUUCACCUCUGACAUGAUCCCACGAAUGGUAUACAUGUAUAGCUACUCUGAUGAUAUGAGUUUGAAAGGCUAUGUCAAUCACAGCUUGUCUGUCUUCAAAAUUGCAAACUUUAAACAACAAAACAUGCCCGACAGCAGUUUGAACCCCAUAUGGUUUACAAACAUCGAUAGCUGCAGGUAUCAGGACUACCGAUACCCUCCUGGCCAUGAGAAGGAGUAUCAGCAUACAUUACAUUUCUGGCAUAUUUUGGCAGCCAAAAUGGCUUUCAUUAUAGUCAUGGAGCAUAUCGUCUUCUCGGUCAAGUUCAUUGUGGCCUGGCUGAUUCCCGACGUGCCCGCCGAUGUGAAGAUUCGAGUGAAGAGGGAGCGCUACCUGGUCCAGGAGUACCUCCACAGCUACGAAGUGGAGAAGCUGAGGAAGCAACUCGGCCAAACUGAUAACACCCUCUAGCCCGCAGGCUCCCUGCCCCGACAUGAGGUGCUGUCAGGGUGUUUCUAGCCCAGUUACUCACUCAGCUAGAUACUAGGUCAUUGAUGAUUAGUUUACAGCUUAUAAAAACCCGCCAAAUUCAGUUGCUCAUAAAAUUUGAAAAAUUGUCAAUAAGUUCAAUGUUGUGGUUUAUGGUAUUGCUUCACACUUUAAUUUGACUUUGCCUUAAUCGAACUCCUGAAAUCAAAUACAUUUUGCACCAUAUUCAGAUUUAUUGAGACGCCUUAGUGUAAUGGGGGAGCAUGUGCCUGUUUUUUUCUAUGUUGAUUCUCGUUUUUUUGUUGUAUGCCGCGUGUCAUGAAUGGCACACACAGCCUUUAUGAAGGAGCAUCCAGGUCCUGCUUUCAGUAUCCUGAAACCUACAACACUUGAAUAUAACCUUUUUAGCAUUAAUGGCUGUUUAUUCUAUGCUGUAAUUGUAGGGUUGACAAUCAUAUUGUGCUGUAAGGAAGAAAAUGCAGUUCAGGACUAUUUAUUUUGAGCAGAUGCCUUUAUUUAUAUCUCAAAUGUAGUUUGAUAUAUCUGUUUUCUCUGUCAUGUGUGGUUUGUAUGAAUGACUCCAGUGUAAAAAUCACCAAAUGUUGCCAGUUUUUCUAUUUUAUUACAUCGUUUUCACCCUGUUCUCAUCUGGAUGCAACUAAUCUGGCACAGUGUGGAUGCAAUUUUUCUUUUCAACUCGCCAAAGAAAAAAAAAUCACAGCAAUGUUUCUGUAUGAAUAGGACAAAUUAAAAGUUGCACGCCCUUUUACUUUUACUGCUUCUCAACUUAGACAAACAUUACACUUCAGCCAUUACCCUCACCUGUGUAUGUACAGGGAAGGAAAUAUUAAUGCUUUUUAAAUUAUUUUUGAAUGCGCACAACGCACUUGAUGAAAACCGAGUCUGAAGCAUGCCGGUCUUGCUGUUGUCAUGACAACAUAGCAUCCACGCAAGUGUUUUGUAGCAGCAAUGUGACAAGUUCAUGUUGUUUUACUUAUGAAAGGUAUUUAAUUUUAUAAAGCUAUGUAUACAUAAUAUUACAAUUUUAAGUCUUAUUUUUUGUUUGCUGGUAACAUAUUAUCUGCCUGUUUCUUUUUAUAUUACCAAUUACCUAUUUUCUGUUUUUCUAAUUUAGUCAUUUGGUUUUGUAUUUUUCCAUCACUUCCUAAAUCUAAGACAAUAAAGUUUGGUUC
Messenger RNA from Doryrhamphus excisus (bluestripe pipefish), 4178 nucleotides. NCBI's taxonomy places the organism in Eukaryota, Metazoa, Chordata, Actinopteri, Syngnathiformes, Syngnathidae. The record is from RefSeq and is a predicted model, not a curated record.